AUGGCCUCUGCUAUUCUGCAUUCGCCAAUAUGCAGAUUCAUACUUAAAGUAGGGAGGGCAGUGCCAGUAGUUGUCAUCUUGAUCAUAGUGUCAUUGUCGUAUUACGUGUACGUCUUCCAAACAGUUCCAUGUAAGUUACAUCUUUUGGUUACCGUUUUUCGGAAAUUUAGGUAAUAAAAAUGAAGUUAUUACAAACUUAUUGAUUUGACGUUUUAUUUGAUUUAAAAAUUGUUUUUUAACGAAAAAACAGCUUUUCUGAAAUUUAGGUAACAUAUUUUAUGAAUUUUAGGCGCUAGGACAAAUUCGGUUUUUGGACAUUUGCGGAUCUGCGGUUUUUAGACACUUGCGGAUCUUCGGUUUUUGGACACUUGCGGAUUUUGGACAUUUGCGGAUUUUUUAAAGGGGUUUUUUUAUUUUUUUGUUAAUUUAGUUGUAUUAUGGUACUAAAUGGUACUAAAUUUUAAAUUGGUACUGUUUUAUAUUUUGGGACUGAAUGGUAUUAAAAGCCCAAAAAGGUACUGUUAUGUUAAAACCGCACCAAUUUAAAUUUUAAUACAAUUUAGUACCAUACUACAAAUAAAUUAACUAAAAAAUUAAAAAAACCUUUAAAAAAUCCGCAAAUGCCCAAAAACCGCAUUUGUCCUAGCGCCGAAUUUUAGUUUUGUUACAGUUUGAGCUUUUUGUGAUGUUUUGUGUUAUUAUAUUGAUUUCAUUUCAGUACUAACAAGUUCAUGGUAUUUACGGGUUCCUUUGUAUAUUGCAUUCCACAUAUUGUUAUGCUUGUUCUUGCUUUCUUAUUUCAUGACGGUGAUGGCGCCUUUGCCAGAAAUUCCAGCAAAGGUAAGUUAAAAUAUUUGUAAGAUUAUUUAUAAAAUUUUUAAAGAGCACAAGUUGUUAAGAAUUUUAAAUUUAGUAGUUUUACUCAAAAUAGUGUAAUACAUUUUCAGUAUUACCUGACUCGCGACGCUCUAAUGGAUUUCUGGGCUGAGAAGUCAGAAGUUGGGCGGAAUGACGUGUUAUUCAGAUAUAUCUCGCAGAACAGUAUCAGCACUCUUAAUGUCUCACCAAGUGAAGGUAGGUUAAUAUGUAAUUAACGUGAUUAUGUCUUUAGGACCGCGAUUUUGUGGCCAAUGUAAAUGUAUAAAGCCGGACAGAAGCCAUCAUUGCUCAAUAUGCUCUAGAUGUGUGUUAAGAUACGACCAUCACUGUCCGUGGGUCAACAACUGUGUCCAUAACAACAACUACAAGUUCUUCUUGUUGUUUUUGUUCUACGGAGUAGUGUUGUGUCUGUAUGUUUUAUGUACAUCGUUGUCUACAUUCAUCAGCUUCUGGAAAGGGAAACCGGUGCCUCAAGAUAUGAUCAGUAACUUUGGCAGUUUGUUUCUACCGUUCCUGGCAUUCCUUUUUGGAUUGUCAAUGUCAUGUUUGUUGUUUUAUCACAUUUACUUGGUUUGUCGGAACAAAACUACUGUUGGUAAGCUUUGAUAAUUUGAGGUGGUUUAUAUCUUAACUUUAUAUUUUUAAGUAUUUAAGUGCUUUUUAGUUUUUUGAUUACUACGCUAUGAUUAUCACAUAGCAAAACUAAUGUUUUUUGUUUAGAACAAUGGAAUCCGCCUCACUUUGACUACGGCCCUGACCCUGGAGCUUACAAUUUGGGGUCGUACCGUAACUUCAAACAGAUAUUCGGCGACAAACCGCUACUGUGGCUACUGCCCGUCCACUCAACGUACGUUGUUUGAUGUUGUGAUAAUGCUUUUGUUUUUGUUUAGUGUCUAUGACGGGCUGGGCUUCCCCCAUCGUGCUCAGACUUCCACUACUACAUCUACCUCACAAUCUUACCGACCUUUGCCUUCCGAAACUUUGGGUACGCUUUAGUUAUUCACUUCUCUAACGUUUCUGUGCUACUAACAACUCUUUUGUUUAUUUGCUUUACAGGUUUUUUGAAGGUUUUCGGAUUUAUAAGUUGUGAAAAACUUUAUUUGAAGCGGAUUCAAACUAGGAAUGGCAAUUUAAAUUAAGGAUAAAGUUAGGCGCAUUUACCUUGACUUGGGGCCCUACUUAUGGUGUUAGUGUUGGUAUAAGUUGUUUUUGUAAAGUGACACUUUUUCUUAAAAUAUUUUAAAUUUGGAUAAUGUUUUUAUAACUGUUUCACCAAACUUUAUAAUCUUAUUUCAGGCCAUCCGAUGGUAUAA
Molecule: messenger RNA, 2192 nt
Organism: Bursaphelenchus okinawaensis
Lineage: Eukaryota; Metazoa; Nematoda; Chromadorea; Rhabditida; Aphelenchoididae
Source: the annotation of a GenBank genome assembly